Phlebotomus papatasi is the source of this 745-nucleotide messenger RNA. It is a transcript of the gene mRpL21, whose product is annotated as 39S ribosomal protein L21, mitochondrial. The transcript is spliced from 3 exons. NCBI's taxonomy places the organism in Eukaryota, Metazoa, Arthropoda, Insecta, Diptera, Psychodidae. Bases 82 to 675 code for a protein of 197 amino acids. Gene Ontology annotation, molecular function: RNA binding; structural constituent of ribosome. Gene Ontology annotation, biological process: translation. Gene Ontology annotation, cellular component: ribosome; mitochondrial large ribosomal subunit. The record is from RefSeq and is a predicted model, not a curated record.
UCAUUUUUCUGUCACAAUUUUUUCCGGAAAACCAUCGUGUGUUUGUUUUCGUAUGAAGAAAAGUUAAUAAUUUGUAUCAAAAUGCUACUUAAUAGACUAUGUAGCUCACAAUUUAGAAGCAGCAUAAUAGGAUUAACAAACUCCCUCAAAUCCUUGAGCUUCCCGCAAACUGCCCAAUUUUCCUCAAAGAUCGCUUCUGAUUCCGUUGCUGCGGCAAAGGAUUUGAGCACGGAUGUCUCCUCGAACCAGAAGACCAUCGAGAGAGUCAAUCAGCAGCUGGCUGCUAAGGAAGAAGGUCGCCUCUUUGCGGUGGUGCAUUUGUGCGGGAAGCAGUUCAAAGUAACGUCCGGAGAUAUUAUUGUCGUUGAAGGAGGUUGGCCACCAGAUGCUGGAGACAAGAUUCGGCUGGAUAAGGUUUUGGCGGCUGGAGGGAAGGAUUUCUCCUUGAUCGGGAGGCCAAUUGUCCAGAAGGGAUUGGUUAAUGUCCAGGCGACGGUCAUUGAGAAGACACUGAGUCACACUCGCACAAAUUUCCGCAUGAGAAAGCGGAAGCAGUACCGCAGGGUAAACUUCCACAGAAACUCUAACACCAUGAUCCGGAUCAAUUCCAUCAGCAUCAUGGGAAGGGUCAACGAAGACCUGCAGCCAGAGCCAGAGAUACCAAGGAUUUUCUAAAAGCUCAUCCAACCUGCUUUAGUGUUUAUAAAAAAUAUAAAUAAAAUUAAUAAAACAAUUUUAAAAAAAA